UGGAAGAAAAUAAAACCCAAGUCGCGAUUCAACUGAGGAUUAGUCCAACUGAAACAGUCAAAGCAACAAGACACACGCACAGAAUGUUAAAUAGCAACAAUAUUUAGACCACUGAGGGAUAGUUUAAAAUCGUCUUCAAGAUUGGACUACGAAAAACGAAACUCGUUUCUGUUUCUAAUCAAAACCCGUACAAAUUAAAAGGAAUAAUUUAUUAAGGAUAUUAAAACGGGGUCUAUUGAUUAACAUUGAUAGAAUGGCUAAAACUGGAUAUAAAGUCUUUUAUUUACUGGCUUUGUUAAUACAGGUGGUAACAGGUAUAAAACAGGUAGAAGUAAGAAUAACCAGGUUUGAUAAUCGAGAUGGUGAAUUACAGAAUAAUUCAUGCUGUGAUGAUAUCUGCGUGUGUAAAACGGUCAUGAAGAUUUGUAUAUUUUAUAGAAAUCCUAGUGAAUGUGCCACUAGCUACGUUACUAGUGAUAGUUUGGGUGGUAAUGUAAUUGUUGGAUCACGAUCUGUCAAACUCGAUAAAGAACAAUUAACUGACGACUUUGGUUUAAUAAUACAAAUGCUACACAAUGGAACCCGUGGUGAAGAACUUAUCAAUCAAUAUAGUAUUGAUCUUAGUGAUUUAACAACCGGUGCUAGUAUAUAUGAAACCCGAUAUUCAAACAUGGAAUCAUCUGUUGGUAUUUACCCACAGAACAAGGCCACGUUACAAAUACAAGCCAGGUUAUAUUGUGCUGAUAAUUAUUAUGGACGAGAUUGUACUAGAAAAUGUAUACCCGAUCCUGAUAGAUAUGAUUGUGAUGCCGAUGGUAACAGAGAAUGUAAUAAUAACUGGACAGGACCCAACUGUGAUAUUCUGAGUCCCUGCAGUAGUUUCCCAUGUCAAAAUGGCGGUAGAUGUUUUAAUGUGGACAGCGGCUCGACGAUUUCUUUCAGGUGCGAGUGUAAGAAAUUAUACACUGGAACAGAUUGUAGUUUGGGUGUUGAUGAUUGCAUUAGUCAACCAUGUAGUAAUAACGGUACCUGUAUUGAUGGUAUAGGGGACUAUAGUUGUACCUGUCCAGGUGGACUGACUGGUAAAAAAUGUGAUUCAGAUAUAAAUGAAUGUACCCAGGGUACCCCAUGUAACAAUGGUGGCACGUGCAUCAAUACGUUUGGAUCGUAUUUAUGUCAAUGUGCGUUUGGAUUCUCUGGUUCUAGCUGUGAUGUAGAUAAUGAUGAAUGUGCCUCCAAUCGUGCAAUCUGUCAAAAUGGAGGAACCUGUGUUAAUACACCUGGUAGCUAUACCUGUAAUUGUAGAAGUGGAUUUUCAGGAACACAUUGUGAAACAGCAUUCAAUGAUUGUCGAACACAGAAUUGUGAAAAUGGCGGUAGUUGUGCCUUAUCGGUACGGGGUAACUACGAAUGUCAGUGUAGUCUCGGUUACAGUGGUACGAGAUGUGAGAGAUAUGUUUGUGACAGUAACCCAUGUGAGAACCUCGGUACCUGUGUUCCAACGAGUGCUACCGGGUUCACCUGUUUAUGUCGUUCUGGGUUCUCUGGCCCUACCUGUAAACAGUACAACCCUUGCAAUCAAUCACCUUGUCAAAAUGGUGGAUCCUGUUCUGUUCGUGAUGAUGAUUAUGUCUGUACCUGUCCACCAGGUAGCGGAUAUACAGGAACCAACUGUACCGACCGUCCAUGUUCACCAAGCCCUUGUAAAAAUGGUGCCACAUGUUUUGUUACCGGGAAUUCCUACAUUUGCCGAUGUCCUUUAGGCUUCACCGGAGUCAACUGUGAUGAGACACCCUGCGAUCCGAAUCCAUGUGGAGCAAACGGCAACUGUUUCCUGGGAUUGACCGGGUAUAUCUGUAGCUGCCGAGCCGGUUACACGGGAUCCACAUGUCAACAAAGAGAUGCGUGUUACAGUGGGCCCUGUAAAAAUGGUGCUCAAUGUUCUGCACGAGGUUCCACUUAUAGCUGUGAUUGUCCUGCUGGAUUUUCUGGACAGAAUUGUACUGUCACCUCCUGCUCCCUAAAACCAUGCGCUAAUGGCGGCACCUGCUUAGUGAACGGUAACGGGUAUUAUUGUUCAUGCCCAGACGGCUUUACCGGCACCAAUUGUGAGCUCAGUCCAUGCGCCCCUUCUCCAUGUGUAAACGGCGGAUCAUGUUUGGUGUCUCAAGGAACAUAUUUUUGCAGAUGUCGUUUAGGAACAGCCGGAGUAAAUUGUGAAGUUAAACCAAGCCCCUGUUCCUCUGCCCCUUGUCAAAAUUCUGGACGUUGCAUUGAUGGUUUAAUUACAGGCUACACAUGCGAUUGUCCUCGUGGAUUCAACGGCAUCAAUUGUCAGAUUAGGGACAGGUGUGCCUCUAAUCCUUGUCAAAAUGGUGCUGCUUGUUAUUCUGGUAUCUCAACCUUCUCGUGUCAAUGUUUGAGAGGAUUCACUGGGAAAACCUGUGGACAAACUAUCAACAGAUGUGAGUCCAAUCCCUGUGAAAAUGGUGGAGAAUGCAUGACAACUACAACUGGAUAUUUCUGUAAUUGUGCUGAAGGUUACACGGGCACCAAUUGUAAAGUCUUCACUCCUUGUUCUUCUGAUCCUUGCAAAAAUGGAGGCAUAUGCUCACCGAUAUCAAAUGGCUACUUCUGUGCAUGCCCUCAAGGUUAUGAAGGCUCCAACUGCGAAAUUAUAGACCCGUGUAGUCAAAGUCCCUGUGAAAAUGGCGGGUUGUGUAGAAAUCUUGAAAAGGGAUUCCAAUGUAGUUGUAAAGCUGGUUAUACUGGUCAAUAUUGUGAAGUGGCUGCAGGCUGUACUCUCAACCCAUGUCAAAACGGCGCAAGAUGUAUCCCUGUGGGAAAUACAGAUUUCCAGUGCGAAUGUCUUGUCGGUUUUUCGGGACAGAAUUGUGGAGAAGCAACCGGCUGCCGUCUUAAUCCAUGUCGUAACGGCGCUUCGUGUCGAGCGGUAGGCAGAACUGGAUUUCAGUGCGAAUGUCUGACAGGAUUCAGUGGAGCAACUUGUGACGCUCUCGCUGGAUGUAACUUAAAUCCUUGUACAAACGGUGGUACGUGUCGACCUAUUGGUACAUCAGGAUUCCAAUGUGCUUGCAACACGGGAUAUUCCGGACAGUUUUGUGAAGUUCUUGCUGGCUGCCGAUCUAACCCAUGUGCCAAUGGUGCCGAAUGUCGAGCUGUCGGCGACACCGGAUAUCAGUGUGCAUGUCAGAAUGGGUUCUCAGGACCAAGAUGUGAAAUCAUUUCAGGCUGCGCAUCGAAUCCUUGCAAUAACGGAGGGUCCUGCCGAUCUGUGGGACAGAAUGGUUUCCAGUGUGACUGUAAAACAGGAUUCUCUGGUCAAUUUUGUGAAGAGGCCUCCGGGUGUAAUCUCAAUCCUUGCUUGAACGGUGCUGCCUGUCGUUCAUUGGGAAGGACCGGGUUUAGAUGUGAAUGUCGUACAGGGUUUUCUGGUCCAACAUGUGAAGCAAGAUCUGGCUGUAACCUUAACUCGUGUGUUAACGGAGCUACAUGUACGCCAGUGGGUAGUUCUGGUUACCAGUGUAAGUGUGCACCUGGGUUUACGGGAAGGAAUUGUGACAAACAAGAUAAGUGUUACGCUAGACCAUGCGCUAACAAAGGAGUUUGCUAUGUCUCUGAAAACAGCGUCACUGGUUAUUCAUGCCAGUGCCUCCGCGGAUUCAGUGGACCAAACUGUGAGAUCAGCUUGAGGGAUGCUUGUUCGAAUAAUCCGUGUUUGAACGGAGGACAAUGCUCACCAAAUACCCAGUCUCCUCAAGGUUACCUCUGUCGUUGUCCAGCAUCAUAUGUUGGUGACCGAUGCGAAUCCCCUAAGCUACCGCCAGCAACCGACGGCCCUUGUUAUUCAUCGCCUUGUCGUAACGGUGGUUCCUGCGUCAACGAAGGAACGGCAACCUACAAAUGCAACUGUAUUGGUAAUUUUGGAGGAAAGAACUGUAUGCAGAGAACUAGCGCGGAUUGUCCACUUCAAUGUUACAAUGCUGGCACAUGCUAUAAAGAUGAGACGGGUCAACCUAGAUGUCGAUGUCCCAGUAUUGCUGCUGGAACUCGUUGUGAAAGAGUAAAUCACAACUGCGUGACGCCUUAUGGUCAUUUUCCACAUCCGAUUUCGUGCACCCUGUGGAUACACUGCGCCCAUGGUACCCCGUUUGUGAAGGAAUGUCCAGCAAAUCUGCAUUAUAACGAACGACUGAAGGUGUGUGACUGGUGGACCAGUGCUGGAUGCAUCGAUUAUCCAGUGUAUAAAAAAUAGUUUCAAGUUCCAGAAGAUAAUAAUAAUACUGGUUUUAUGAAUUUAGUCUUUCAACCUCAUAAAAUUAAAUAAUAUGUUAUAAUAUAGUGUAUAAUAUUAGGACAAGAUGAAAAGACUUACUUCUCGGUGACAAUUAAUUGUGAAAAUGGAGUAAAUUGUGUUUUAAACCCACAAUUUAAUAAUUCCUUAGGCUUGUAUCAAAAUGUAUAUUUAUAUUUAAAAUGCGUGGAGUUAUAAACUUUCGAGGGGUUUUUUUUCUAGAAUAUUUAUCAUUUUACUGGUCUUCUCGUUUGGUAUGCAAUUUCACAAUCUAAACUUUGUCGAUCAUUUUAUAGAAAAGUAUGACGAAAAUAGACGAGGCAUUCCGAUUGUCACGCCGGAACUCGCUCGAUUCACUGAGCAAACAACUGGAACACCACUCUAAUAGAGUGAAAUGUUGAUCGUUGUGUACGCCGUGUUCUGUCGGUGCUGUUUUAGGGAGUACGACUGAUCUACGAAUCAUGGACAACAGGAUCACGAACUUCCUGUAAUGGUUACGCAUGAUGGUGUCACGGUUUGAUUCGAUCUUAAGCUUGGCGGCGUUCCUUUAUUUUUGGCAGUCUUGCCUUCCCAUAUUCAGAAGGAACCAACUCAAACCGGGUACCAAACAAAACCCUGAUGCGCAUUCCUUUAAUGUUUGCUACGGUUUGACUCGAUCUUAAGCUUGGUGACGUUCCUUUAUUUUUGGCAGUCUUGUCUUUCCAUAUCCACAAGGAGCCAAGUCAAACCGAGUACCAAGCCAAACCGUGACACCGACAAAGUCUAAACUUGUUCUGUAAAGGUGAAUCGAGUAGAUGAUGGCUUAUUGUAUUUAUAACCUGGUAAUGUUCUAUUUUAUUCUUUUAUAUAUAAGCAUAACAACCGUUUUCAAGAGAUAAAAAACAACUUAUUUAAAUAAGCAUAAAUAUAUAUGUACAUAAACUAUGUACAGAUGGGGGUUUAUAUAUAUAUAUAUUAUUUCACUUUGUAACUUUUCGUUUCGUUUUGUCUAAUUAUUUCGUUUGUUUCGAUGUUAAUAAUUGUAUGUUUCUCUCUAACCAAUGUCAUGGACCUGGGCGUCGCUCGUUGUUGUCGUUCUUCUUGUAGCCGUUGUUCUUUUUGUGGGUUAUAGGCCUGCAGCCAGAAUUUCUAGUGUGAAAUUCCGCUACAUGGCCUUCGUAACUAAACAAACUAUACAUUUAUGGAAAGCUUAUCCCACUCGAAACACAGAUCCGAGAGUUCCAAGGAUAAUGUUUGCAAUAACUCGUUUUAAGGGCUGAUGAAAAUCGUCAUAAUUGUCAAGUAAAUGCUAUAUGUGUACUAACAAUUGUGAAGUUGGCACAAAAAAUUAAAUAUUGGUGAAAACACCCGAUGGCUCCGUCCUUGGUAAAGAAUAGGGUAUUGGUUGAAUUUAAACAAAAAUGCCGAAAACAUAAAGGACUAGGGGAAACACGGAAUUUUGGAACCCUCAGAAUUAUUAGUUGUGACCAUUUUCAUCAAACCUUAAAUCGAGUUAUUGCAAACAUUUUUCUUGGAACUUUCGGAUUUGUGUUCCUGAUGUUAUAUGCUUUCCCAAAAUGUAUAGUUUGUUUAGUUAUCAGGACCAUGUAGCGGAAGUGUGUUUCUACGCAAGCUAGAAAUGUUAGCUGCAGGUUUAUAACCCUCUUCGAAAAAAAAGACUAAGAUUCCGCCAAUUUCAUUCCGAUCGAUAUGAAACUUGGCAAGCUAGUUCCUUGAAUAAUUUUCAUUGAUGUUUCUAUGACGUCACAAUUCCAAGAUAGCUUUCUUAACGCCAUGCCCAGUUCCCAGGUCAUAAUACGUUCUUACCAAGACUACUCGAUUCGGUUUAUCACUAGUAAUACUAUAAUCUGUUAAAUUAACUAACCGUAACGAUUUGAAAACUUUAAGUCAUGUGUUCAAUAUUUUUGUCUCCCAUUGUAAAUUAUUAUUGUGUUCUUUUCAUUUUCAUUACAAACAAAUCGUGGUAAUAAUGCCAUUUAAAAUUCAAACACUUCACUUACUGGAAUAUCUGAUAGCUCUUCUCAUUUAGUCCGAGAAGUUCAUAUAGUCACAACUAAAUCGAGAAAUUCAUAUAGUCAGCGUUUGUUCAACUUACCCUCCGCUUCCAUCGUGGGUGAUAUCGCAGACAAGGUGUAGCCACCUAAUUGAUGGUAUUUCAUAUAGUCAACAAAUCGGGAAAUUCAUAUAGCAGCGUUCGUUCGUUCAUGGGGCUUAAUUACGUUCUCUUCCACCGUGGGUGAUAUCACAGGCAAGCGUAUCAUUUGGCUUUACGUUUGUAAUUAAAGGGGCAUUAUUAUUUUCUAUUUUUCAAGGAAAUGCUCUGUCAAAUGUUUCAUAAUUUUCACUGCAUGCCAAGAAAAAAAACUUGGAACUUUAGAAACAAUAAUUAUUCUAGUAGCUUAUUUAUAUUUUGAAUUUAGGCCGAUUUAAUACAAAAAAAUCAAUUUCAAAGAAAUUGUUUUCUGUCAAAUAUCAAAUAUGUUUUUUCUAACAGCUCAUUACUCAAUCUGAUUAAAACACAGAUCCUAUUUCGUUUCGUUUUUAUAGUUCAAAAUUUCGUUUUACUUGUCAUUACUACAUUAGGAUCUUGAAAAGUUGUUAUGAUUGACGUGUUCUGAAUGAUGUGAGCUAUUAGCUAAUGAAACGGUCUGUUACGGCGAGCUUUAGGCGUGUUUUGCACGGAACUGUAGUUAAUCAAAUGUUUGACGUCAUAGGGUCAAAAGCCGAUCGUAUGACCUCUGACGCGACCUAUCGCUACAAACGGUCAGAUUUUCGUAAAGUGUAGACCAUCGAAAGUUUAAAAAAACCGAAACGAAAUAUAGAUCUGUAUUGUAAUCGGAAUGCUCAGUACUAUUUCUAAUUUAAGCUUAAUCAAUGAAAAUUAAUUUUAAAAAAAUUGUUAUGUCAAAAAUCGUUUUUCUAGUAGCUUAUUCAUAUUUUUAAUUAGUAAAAAUUAUUUUUCUAAGUUUUCAAGAAAAUGUUCCUUGUCAAAUGUCUCGUGUUUGUUUGUGAAUAAUUUGGGGGAUUUUUUUAUAAUAUUAUGUUUGUGUUCUGUUUUCCGUUUUAAGAAAUGUUCUGUAUAUUUGAUGGAAUUAAUGAUUCAAAUAAAUGAAAAUAAAAUUUGUAUUUUUUAUACCAAUUCAAA
Molecule: messenger RNA, 7460 nt
Organism: Patella vulgata (common limpet)
Lineage: Eukaryota; Metazoa; Mollusca; Gastropoda; Patellidae
Product: neurogenic locus notch homolog protein 1
Exons: 13
Coding region: 254-4276 (1340 amino acids)
Biological process (GO): cell communication; establishment or maintenance of epithelial cell apical/basal polarity; heterophilic cell-cell adhesion
Cellular component (GO): protein-containing complex; extracellular region; plasma membrane
Molecular function (GO): chitin binding; calcium ion binding
Source: RefSeq, a predicted model, not a curated record